UUCGAUUCUAAGUGGGUCAUGUGAUCAAUUGAUUGGGCUUAAUCCCGUUCAAGAUGGCUGCGAGCUUGCAGUCUAUGGUACAAUAUUGGAAAGAGUUUGAUUUACAGGAACUACAGAAAGAACUAGACACGACAGCAACAGAACUAGCUAACAGACAAGAUGAAAGUGACGCCUCACGUAAAAGAUUAGUAGAUCAGAGUAGAGAAUUCAAGAAAAACACACCUGAGGAUGUUCGUAAAUUAGUUGCACCAUUGUUAAAAAGUUUCCAAGGAGAAGUAGAUUUUUUAUCCAAGAGAAGUAAAGCAGCUGAAGCAGCCUUCUUGUCCAUUUAUAAGAAACUUAUUGAUUUACCAGAUCCUGUUUCUGUGCUGGAGUAUGCUACAACGAUACAAAAGAAAGCUCAGCGAGUUGUAGAUUUAGAAAUAGAAAACAAACAAUUGAGAGAUACACUUGAUGAAUAUAAUCAUGAAUUUGCAGAGGUGAAAAACCAAGAAGUGACAAUCAAACAGUUAAGAGAUAAACUAAAAGACUGUGAAGAAAAGAUAGAAGCCACUGCUGAGGCACGGACGAAAGAAAAGGAGAAGGAAUUACAAAGACUUUUUGCAGAUAAAGAGAGAUAUUUGCAGGAAACACAGUUAGCCGUUGCAAAAAAACUUGGAGAAGCUGAACAACGUGUGACAACCCUUCAUGCAGCACUUGAAAAUGUCCAAUCUGAGUUGUUUGAGGUCAAGGCCAAGUAUGACGAGGCUACCAGUGCCAAGUCUGAUGAAAUGGAGAUGGUGAUGUCUGAGCUUGAACGUGCUAAUGAGAGAGCAGCUGGAUCAGAAAGACAAACAGAACAGUUAAGGCAACAGUUGGUAACAGUAAACCAGAGUCAGAGAGAAGGAGACACUACACAGAAAUCUGCAGACAUGGAAAAGGCAAUAGAUAUGUUACAGAGAUCUGGUUUGGAGGUAGAAUUGGCAGCCAAGGAGAAAGAGAUUUCUCAACUUGUUGAUGAUGUGCAGAGAUUGCAAGCAUCACUAAAUAAAAUGAGGGAGACGACUGCAUCACAGGUGGCUCAUUUAGAGGAAGAACUCACUGUGAAAAAUCAGGCUUUCAAAUAUCUGGAAGAAAAAAUCAAAACACAACAGGAUUAUGAAGAAAUUAAAAGAGAACUCAAUGUUGUAAAGUCCAUGGAGUUUGGUGGCAGUGGUGACCAGGAUGCUAAGUCAAAGUCAUUAGAGACGUUAUUAUUAGAGAAGAACAGAGCAUUACAGUCAGAGAACACCACAUUGAAAGUCUCCAACAGUGAAAUAUCAGGAGAUUCCUCAACUCCGGCCCUUUCCGAAAACACGGAAGCCUUCGCGACCAUGCUUGGAGAAGAAAUAGCAGCUACAUAUCAAGGGGAACAGCGAGAGGAGCAAAAAUCUCCAGACAUUAGACCUGAGUCACCUGAAAGCCCCCCCUCACCCGUCAGUAGUAAAGACACCACUGAAGCAGAGUCGGAAGAGAAAUCGUCACCGAGACCACCAAUGGAAACACAGUCAAGUGUAUCAACCAACGAAGCUUUACAUAUGCCUCCAUUUCCAUCACCCUUUUAUCAAUUUGCCAAUAGCCAUUUUAUGGCAAACUUUAUGGGUAUGAAUCUUGGUGCCAUCAAGGUCGACCCAAAUAAUUCUCAAGGAUUAGAUACGGUUCUUGUAGCUAAAACUGUGCGUGAACUUUUAAGUAUCCAUAAUAUUGGACAGAGACUUUUUGCUAAGCAUGUCCUAGGAUUAUCUCAAGGAACUGUUAGUGAAUUAUUAUCAAAGCCAAAGUCGUGGGAUAAACUGACCGAAAAGGGGAGAGAAUCCUACAGAAAAAUGUACGCUUGGGCAACAGACGAAAGGAAUAUUGUGGCUCUAAAAGCCAUAUCACCUAAAAAAGUAAACAGGGCAGUCAGCAUACCAGGGUCGAAUAGUACUUAUCCUCCAAUGAGCAUACCAGGGGCGAAUAACUCCUAUCCUCCCGUACUCUUCACAGGUUCCCAGCCACUGGUAUCCAGUGUACAGAGAGAAGAUGCUCACACUGAAGAAAGAAUUGCUCAAAUUCUGAACGAGGCACAACAGGCCAUGCAGAUAAAGAAAGCCAUGGAACAGGUACCAGUUUCGGCAUAUCAACAUCAACAAGUUGCUCAUGCAAUGGUCAGCAGUAUAUAUAAACAAGAAAUGUCACGAUUAGCCAUGAUGUCAGGCCACCAUCAUCCUCUGGCCUCACCGACCGGUACACCUUACAGCCAGUCAGACUCCAAUCUCAGCCCUACUGGUCGCAGGGACAGUGAAAGUAGCCUUAGAAAUAACAUUAAUGGUAAUGGCAGAGACUCUAGAGAAAUGGUUGAGAGAAUUUAUCGGCAAGAAUUAAUGAAGUUAGCCCAAGCGGCAGAAAAUGCAGGAAAUAUGGCAGCAAGUUCAAUGUAUCAGAGAGAACUUCAACAGAUGGCAAGAAAAGUUCACAUCCAAGAACAGACAGAACCUGGAGAGAUUAGACGAUCAAGAUCCUCUCCCGACAGGAAUUCCGAUAGGAAUUCAAUUAAAAUGGAACCCCCAGAUAGUACAGUAGAAGAUACAUUGAAUUUAUCCAUAAACAACAACAAUGGCCCAAUCGACUUGAGUAAGCAUGGCAGCUCAGCCCCUACAACACCGACAUCGGGAGGUUCAGACAAAUCACCAUCAACAGAAACUGCUCAUCAAUCUGGUAGUGCCUUUUUCGUCGUUCAGCCAAAGGUCAAUGGCCAUCCUAACAAUUUUGAAAACAACCAGUUUGCCCCUUAUUCGGCCCCUGAGUGUGUAUCACCUUUACAAAGAAUGCAGAAUAUCGCCAAUUCCUUAAUGUCAAGGCCACACAUGGGAAUGGCGGCUGCUAAACCACUGCGAGCAGUUCUACCGGCUAUUACCCAAGAACAGUUUGACAGUUACGCCACUAUAAACACUGAUGACUUGGUCAAACAGGUCAAAGAAACAUUGAGUCAGUACUCAAUAAGCCAAAGAUUGUUUGGAGAAAGUGUUCUGGGGCUCUCUCAGGGGAGCGUAAGUGAUCUGCUUGCUAGGCCAAAACCUUGGCACAUGCUCACACAAAAGGGGAGAGAACCCUUCAUUAGAAUGCAGAUAUUCUUAGAGGACACAGAAGCGAUUCCAAAACUUGUAGCAUCACAGUACCACAUUCCACCAGAAAAACUGAUGAGAAGUGCCUCAAUCCCAAAGCCAAACGAAAUAGUUUCCCCUAGUGACAAGCCAACCAAUCAUGUUCCUGCAACCAGUUCCACCAUUCACCAAGCUCCCACUGAACACCGCCCUCUCAACCACCAACACAAUCUCCAUCUUCAUCACCAACAUCUACAUCCCGCCCACCAAUUUAUGAAUCAUCAUCCGUACAACUGGGCCUCAUUUUCAUAUCCAUCCUCCAUGUUGGAAGUGGUCGCCAUGACAUCAGAGAUUGACACACUUGAGUUGACAUCAAGAAUCAAAGAUGUGCUGCAGUUUCACAAUUUGGGUCAGAAAUUGUUUGGAGAGGCUGUUCUUGGUCUUUCACAAGGCUCAGUCAGUGAAUUAUUGUCAAAGCCAAAACCGUGGCACAUGCUUAGUAUUAAAGGGAGAGAACCCUUCAUAAAAAUGCAUUUAUGGUUGAGUGACCCUCAUAAUGUAGACAGACUUAAACAUUACCAGAAUGAGGUCAAAGCUCAACGUCGUCGUAGAAGUAGUAUAGACGAAAGAUCAUAUGAUUCAUCCUCCAUGCCAAAACGCCCUCGUGUGUUCUUCACUGAAGAACAGAAAGACAAACUACGUCUUGCUUACAACCAGGAUCCCUACCCCAACCAGGGUACAAUAGAAUCCUUAGCUUCAGAGCUCAAUGUAGGUGUCAAAACGGUUAUAAACUGGUUCCAUAAUCAUCGUAUGAGAGCUAAGCAACAGCAGCAUAUUGGCAGUAUGCAGGUUGGAUCUAAUUAUGGAGAUGGGAAUUCCAGCAAUCCAAAUAUAAAGUCAGAACCCAAUGAUGAUAUUUCAAUGCAUAGUGAUAUUUCUAGCUUAUCUGAUGACACAAAUCAUAUGUCGUCAAGUUUCCAUGGAAACCAGCCAAAUAAUCAGUGGCUUUUUCCACAGUUUGAGCCAGCUGUCAUGCAGAAAAUUGCUCAGGAAAGGUCUCGUGAGCAACAAAAUGGCUGCUCAGAAGAAUCUGGUAGCCAAUCCUCCGACAAAGAAGAAACCAAAGAAGCCCACGAUGAUCUGGAUGAUGAAGAUGCUCCAUCCUAUCCUGUGUUUAAUGAUAUUGAUGAGAAUUCAAAUGAUGCAGAUCAGAAUCCAAGUCUGAUUGAACCUUGUCAGAAUAUAUCCCCUGGUGUCAACAAACGCAAGAGGUCAAAUCCAAAAUACGUUUCCGAAGGGAGAGAACUGGACAAAACUAAAAAUAAUAUGUAUGGUGGCAUGUUAAAAAGUUGUGUUUCCAAAGACGAAGGUGUCGAAAUGGACGAUGAUGAUGUUGAAAAGGAAAACGAGUUGGGAAACUACAAAGCUCAAAAUGGCCAGCAUUUAAACAAAAUUGUGAAACUUCAAAAGGCGAUAGAUUCACCUGUUCAAGACUGGGACGAAUUUGACAAUGUUUCAAGUAUUGAAAAAUUAAAGAAGAAUUUACAACAUAGCCCACAGACAGCUGGGACGUGGGAAUUUUAAGUGCACAUGUACUCGGAGAGUUAAUGUUUUGCCUUCUACAAAUGAUAUUAUUGUGAAAUUGUGACACAAAUUAUAAACACAAUCAUGGAAAACAGUAUUUUAUCCUUAAAGGGUAGCUUCUAUAUUUUUAUAUGAAAAAGUACAUUUUUUAUGUGUUUUUCCGUUUUUUUGUCAAUCAUUGACAUUGUGAGUUACAGUUGUUAAAUUUGUGAAUUUUUAUGGCAUAUAUAUGUUAAAAACUUGUUGAUGUAUUUUUAUUGUGAAUUUUUCUCAUUGUUCAAUUUUAUAUAUUUGAUAUUCAUCAUUUUCAAAAGAUCAUGUGACAUUGGUUGCUUGGCAACAAAUUAGAGUAGAAACAUCAUCUCAACCAAAGAUCUCUAGUUGCCAUGGAAGAAUCAUUUGUUUUCGUUCACUUUGUUAUUCGCCUUGUUUAUUGAUAGAAUGAAUGAAAUAAUAGCUUAUUUCCCAAUUAGUUGCAUUUCAGUUGAUAUAGAUAUAGACUAUAGAAAGCAAACAAAAUGGAUGCCUGUCCAAAGGACAAAGGACAUUUGUAUUUUAUUUGGAAAUAGCUAGAUGUGAACUUUGAAUGACCACCCACAAUCCAUUGCAACUUUAACCUUGACUACCUGUGACCUUUGUUUACACAAUGGUGUCUUUUGGCUUCUGGAGUCUGUAAGAACAGAUCUCUUUAAGUAAAAAAAAUCAAAAAGGCUGACAGAUUUGGUAUACGAAAAACCGUGGAUGGUCGCACAGGAUAUUUGCAGUUGAAGUUGCCAACAGCUUUUCUGGAUUAGAAAACAAGUGCUAAAUGGACUGACAGUUAUUUGUAUGGAUCAUAGCGAGAUGUAUAUAGAAUUAUAAUGUGUACAAAAGUGCUUGCUUCGCUAUAUUAUCAAGACGCAUUACUCCAUAUUUUUAUAUACCUUUAUAUAUACUGUUUUCUGUUAAAUCAAAUAUUUCUAAUUCAAAAAUUUUAAUCUGAAGUUGUUAAAGAUAUGUGAGGGAACUUUUUUAAGACAUUAUCAUAAUUAUCAUAAAUAUUGUCAAGUUUUACUAUCAAAACCCAAAGAAAGAAUAUUUAUAUUGUGAAUUAAUUCAAUCAUUUAGAAAAUAGAAGGACUGACUAAGAUAUAGUGUCAUCCAAAAUUCAAGUAUUCCAAAAAAUACUUUAAAAAGUCUGUUCCAACAUUUUGCCUAUUUUAAUUUAAAAAAUAAAUGAGGCUCAGAAAGGGUAAAUUAGAUUUAAAAUAUAGUUUUAUCUAUUUUAAAAAAAUAGUUCGAUUUAUUAGGUUGUAUUAAGAAAGCUUUGUUAUGCGUGUUAUUAUUAUUUUUAUAAUCUAUGUUCCUUGUUUAAUUUGUUCUCAUACAAAAUCCCAAAAUAGCUAUGAUUACUUAUUUAUUAAAAAAUAAUAUAUUGCCAAAAUUUUAAGAAUAAGUAUUAAGAGAUUCAGCUAACAUUGAAACACCUGUAAAUAGGCAUGGUGAGCUUUUAACUCAUUUGUUAAAGAUUAAGUAUCUUGAAUUGGACUAUACAGGCAAUUCCUCAGAAAAAUUAUGAUUUUUUUUUUAUUGGAACCAAAGAAAGAUGAUAGCUAACUGUUAAAUAAAAAAGAGUUUUCUCAACAUUUUAUUUUAAAUAUAUCUUUCAUAUUCAUAGAGAAUUUCUGAUAAGCUAGUUUCAUAAUUAAUUUUUAGGCAUAAGUUUCAAAUAGAAGCUUUGAAUUUGAUAGUAACAGUUACCAAAAUUAGGAAAAGCAAGGAUCAUUAUUUUUAUAGAGUUAUUUCCCUUUCAAAAGGGGAUGUAACUCUUAAACUUUAGUUCAUUUCAUUCUUGACAUUCCUAAAGUUAAAUUUUAUCACAUUUUUCAACUUAAAUGUCAAAGACAGAAAGGUAUUAAUUGCAUUUAUAUCAUUUUCACCAAAUUAUUCAAAAUUGUUGGCAUUACAAGAAAAAAAUUAAAGAAUGAAAUGCAUGGUUUUUUUUCCGGUCAAUAGAAUAACUCAUGUAAAUGAAAUAAACUUUUAAGAUUUUAUUGUGGAAUUAAAUGGUUGUUAAGAUAGAUUUUGAAAUUUUAUAUUUUGCAGGUUAGUAAAGAUAAAUAAGAUAUAUAAAAAAUGAAGUAUUAUUCUACAAAAGAUAUUAGUAUAUUAUAUCGUAAUGAUACCAAAUCACGGUUGAAAGAAACAUGCUCAAGGCUUUUGUAUUUUUAUUUUAUUUGUGUCUUAUAUUUUUGGUUGUCAAUUUUAUUUGGUUGUUGAUUACACUGCCAAGAAAACAAGUAAACAGUUGUUAAAUUUACAUAAAUUUACAUAAAUUUAGUUAACUACAAAAAUCACCCUCAUCCCUACUACUGUUUGUCCAACUGGAGUUUAAUAAUAGAUUGCUUGACAGAAUAUCAUUUCUUAGAUUUAGAGCCAUGAUAUGUAUAAGAGAUGCAUUUGGUCCUCUUGUACUUAAAAUCCUCCAUAGAUAUUUUGAAAAGUUAAUAGGUAUGAAUAAAGGCAACAGUAGUAUACCGUUGUACAAAAGUUAUAAAUGGAUUGAGAGAAAACAAAUCUGGGUUCCAAACUAAAACUGAAGGAAGUUUACCACUGGUCUAAUAGCAUUUAUUUUGUGGUAAAAUAGAUUUUGAGGAUAAAAGUAUGCAUGAAAAUGUAAAAGAACAUUAAAUCCCUAAAACAAGCUUUUGAUAGUUGAAAUAUGUUUUGAUUUUAUAUAAAGGCUUUGAUUCAGUCAACUAAUUUGAAAUAUACAGGAAUGUCCAUCCUACUAGCCAAAGAGAGAUUUGGAAUUUUAUAUUAUUCGAAAAAAAAUUCAGUGUGAGGGGAAUGUUGACUCAUUAGAACAACAUAAAGAUUUUUCAUGCUAUUCAUGGGGGUAAGGCUUUUUUGGAAUAAAAUUUUUGUUGCAAUUUUAGGACUGUAUAGAUUUUAUUUAUGAAAGAUGCUGCAAGUAUCAAUUGAUCUUGGGAGGAAGGAAUGUGUUUUUACCAACAUUAUGUAACUUGUACUUACAAGAAGUUUAUAUCACUCAUUUUAACAGAUUUUAAAUGCAAUUUUUCAUUCAAGAAACCUGGGUAACAACUUGAUGGCUAAAAAUAGAUACAAUCAAAAUAUUUUUAAACUCCAUGUGGACAAGUAAACAAAUAUUAAAACAUAAAAUCUUGUAAAUAUGGCUUCUCUUAUAUAUCAUGCUUUUUAGAGUUAUAGCUUUAGAAAACAAUUAUAUAUUUUAAGUAUUAUUAUAUUAUUUUGAUUGACACAAAUUGAUACAUAAUGUGUUCAGAUUGUAUAUUAUAUCCAAUUGCUCCAUUUAUUCAAAAUUGUGUAUUCUACAAAUUUUUGUUGAUUUUGCUUCAAUCACAUGUUUGAAUGGUGGAAUACCUGUUGUUUCUAUUUUUACAUUGAUUUAGGCUUACGUAAUUUGAGCUUUUUGCAGAGGACCUUUAAAGCACUAUAACUUUUUUCAAAAUAAUGAGUACUAGGAAACAGUUAAAACUUCCUGAUAUUUCUGACUAAAUGCAUUUGUUUGACUCAAAAAAUAUAAAAUUUAUUAAUUAUAUAAGCUGUUUAAAGACUCUAAAACAUAUCUUCACUUGAUAAUAGUCAGAACAGAUAGACAUACCUACGUUUUCCAUUCUAGAUUUCAAUUAUCAAAAUUAUGUAGAUUUGUUUUAAUUGAGAAUUCAGGUUUGUUCAUCAAGCAUAUAUUUCCAUUCUUCAUUUGAUGUCAAUUUUCUAAUUCCACCAGUUUCCAAUAUACAUAAGACAUAAAAAUAUUUAACCAUUUCUGUUUAUACAAUGAUUCGUUGUUACAUAGGUUUAACAUGGUGCUGUGCACUUUGGAUAAUUAACUUCUUCAGAUGAAGGUUGUUAUAAGCUGAUUUUUCAGUUCUCGACAGGAUUGUUUUUUGCUUUAAUAAGCUGAGUUAUAUUUUUUGUUUUAGCUAUAGAAGCAUUUAAAGUGCCUAAAAUUGAUGAUUUUUGUUAAGUUUUGUUUAUUAUUAUUAUUUUUUGUACAGAUUUUAUGUGCAAUAUUGAAUUAUUUUGUGUUCGUAGUUUUAACAAUAGAGAAUUUUUUGUUUAUUCAGUGCUAUAUAUAAUUGAGGAAACAUAUUCACUGCACGGAAAUGUUUAUAUGACACAAAAUUACAUAUAAGAAUAUAUUUUACCCCAUUUUAUGACUUGUAUAAUUGCAUUGUAUAACAAUAAAUUUAACAAUACAUUAGGUAACAUUUCUGUAAUGAAAAAUACCAUAUAUAAAUAAAUUGAUAUUCAGAAUUAUAUUUGCAAAAUUUGAUCCAAGUCACUGUGCAAUCCAGUAUAUUGUGUUCAAUCAGUUUAACUUCUCUAUUGCUUUACUUGUUUUCUCUACAAUGAAUAUUUCCUUGUGCAAUAAAUGGCAAUCUUUGUUUUAAUGGUAGUAAAAUCGAGGUAAUAUUAUUCCUUUAUUAAAUUGAAAAUGAAUUUUAUUUCAAAGUAACAGCUUAAUUUUUUUCAGAAAGUUAUUAAUUUUAUAUUAAAAUUGAAUUUCCAAAGAAAAAACUUUUGUUUUUAACUCUUUGUUUUGUUUAAUUAUUCAUAAAUCCUAAAAAAUGGACAAAAGCUUUAAAACAAAAUUUGAAAUCCAGCGUAGAUUGUAUAGAAUUUUUGGACAAUCAUCUGAAUCGAUACUCCAAAAAUGAUAUUGGUUGUCAAAAUUGAAAAUCAAAACUGUUAUUUAGUUAAGAAAGACAUUGUUUAGAUUAGGUUUAGUUUAGAAAAUUAAUCUGAGAUAUAGGCCUCAAAAUUAGAAAACAUGAUACAUCAGAUUAAAACAAUAUCUUAAGCUUACAUUUUAUAAACAUAGAUUAAGUGCAGAUUUUCUUUUUUGCAUAAUGUGAAAAUAAAAUAAACAAGUUUAGUUUGUAAUCAGAAAAGUUUCUUUAUUUCUAUAACCAGAUAUUUGUGCAACAGUGAAACAGCAUAAUUAUUAUUUUCAGCAUUUUCCUAUUUUCCUACAUUGAUAAAAUAAUAUUCAAGGAAAAGUUUGUGUAUUUUCCCUCAUUUCUGUUUUUAGCAGAUUGUUUAUUUAUGUCUAUCUGAAUGAAAAGCUGGCUUUUUAUGGUUGUUAAAUGUAUCAUAAAGAUAUACUUAUACUUUACGGUGUGACUUUGUUAGCAGUAAUCAUUGUAACAAAAAGUUCAUUUCGGUUGAAGAAAAAUGAAUUAAAAUGCAAUUGUAUAGGACUGAUAAUUCAUCUUCAUGUUUUAGGCUUUUUUGCUAUAAAUUUCCAAUCAAACAUCUACCAGUUAUAUUUUGGUACCACAUCACAUUUAUGUUUAUGUGGUACAUAAAAAAAUAAUAUUUGUGUGGUGCAUCAAACAGUUAUAUUUGUGUUUAGCAUCAAUUUUAAAUGCAUUUACAUAAUUGGAAAUGUUCAAUUGUAUUCCCUGCUAUCCAACUCAAAGCAUUAAGUUGCUGUGAAGGACUUUUAAACAUCCUCAAUAACCUUCUGUACAAACUUAUUAGAUACCUCAAGGUAGAUGGCAUCUAUUGAAAUAUUUUGAUAAAACAAAAUGGUUGCUGCACACAAAGACCACAUGAAUAUCACAUGUGUUAUUUUCUGUGUCAAUACACAAAAUUGACAUAAAUACAUAUAUUUGUUGAAUAUAUAAUAUACAUAUAUCUUUAAAAGUAUUUUUGCACAUGUAUGUGUUCAGUUGCACGAAAUCAACAUUUAAGCUCAUCAAAUCAUUUUAUAACACGAAUCAUCAACGUCAGUUGUUAAUGCUACAAUUUUUUGUUAUGCAGU
Mytilus trossulus (common blue mussel) is the source of this 10479-nucleotide messenger RNA. Its product is annotated as homeobox protein cut-like 1. The coding region runs from base 54 to 4685 and encodes 1543 amino acids. Gene Ontology annotation, biological process: regulation of transcription by RNA polymerase II. The record is from RefSeq and is a predicted model, not a curated record. Gene Ontology annotation, molecular function: RNA polymerase II transcription regulatory region sequence-specific DNA binding; DNA-binding transcription factor activity, RNA polymerase II-specific. Lineage: Eukaryota; Metazoa; Mollusca; Bivalvia; Mytilida; Mytilidae. The transcript has 17 exons. Gene Ontology annotation, cellular component: nucleus.